Messenger RNA from Armigeres subalbatus, 791 nucleotides. RefSeq lists its product as uncharacterized. Lineage: Eukaryota; Metazoa; Arthropoda; Insecta; Diptera; Culicidae. The coding region runs from base 45 to 692 and encodes 215 amino acids. The record is from RefSeq and is a predicted model, not a curated record. The transcript is spliced from 4 exons.
UCAUAAAUAAUUUUGUUAUUCUUUUUAAAAAAUUGUGCUCAUAAAUGGCAAAUUUCUGCUGCAUUUGUGGUUCUAAACGGCACGAGUCGCCACAGAAAAUCAUUCUGCACUCAUUUCCAAAAGAUCCUGACAAGCUCUCAGCGUGGUUGUCCGUUCUAGCACCGGAUAAAAUUCCAGAAAAUAUCCUGGCUGCCCGCGUAUGUAGCCAGCACUUCAGCAACCAUCAAUAUGAAACUACCGUUUACCCAAAUGGGAAUUCGUUUACGAGACUAGCACGCACUGCUUGUCCAGACAUCAUAUGGUCGAAUGUGCAAGAGAACCUGCGUUUAUGCUACAGAUCAGUGGGAGUACAAACAGAUGUUACAUUUUUUGCUGGGUCGGAUAUUGAUUGUUAUACUCAAGGUAUAGCAGUCACAUAUGGUGAAGAGAACUCAAAAAGAAGCAGAGACCCUAUACCGCUAGAAACACCACAAGAUGAACCACAGAAGAAACGAAAGUCUAUCGAGUGCAUCGAAUCGUAUGUACGUGAUUUUCGUGACAAGACCUCUCAUUCCAAAUGUUCUGAUGAUGACACUUAUGUGACACCGAAUGUCGAAGGUGUACCAUUGGAUGAAUUAUACUCGUCAGUGCACCUUGAACUUUGCGAUGUAGGUAGCAUGGAAGAACUAGAUUCAGGGCUCGAUUACUGUUAAAACUAGUGUGCAUCCCGUAAUUAAUGGAGGCAUCUACAGCGAAUUUAGUUAAUUCAGCACUAGGGCCGUAACCAGAACCAAUUUGACCUGAAGUAGUAG